This is a messenger RNA of Rotaria socialis, 1170 nucleotides long. Lineage: Eukaryota; Metazoa; Rotifera; Eurotatoria; Philodinida; Philodinidae. The record is from the annotation of a GenBank genome assembly.
AUGAAUGGUUUAAAUGUAGUCCGUUGCUCAGAUAAUCAAGUGCAAGUAUAUCAAUUAGCAGAUGUCGGCGAGCAAGUAAUAAGUACUACCGUAACAUGUGAUAGGAGAGGUGAAAUCUAUCACAAUCAGUACAUUGGUUUUACUUGGAAUGAACUCAAACUUAUUUGUUCUUCGGAUGACAGUGAAGUACACGAAGAACAAACUAUUCAACGAUCAAUUCCUGGAUAUAUUGAAUUUAUUUCGCAUGUCGAGGGCCAAUUAGAUCAAUCAACAGAACCAUACGUGUUAGAAAUCAACCAGGAGGCGACAAACGUGAUGGGGACUAUAAUAUCAAGCGAACAAGCAGCAGAUACGACCUACUUCAAUGAAAAUACUACACCAAAAGAAAGAAGAAUUUAUAUAUGGUUUCCAGAUCAUCCAAUUAUUUGUCGAUUAAUAUUUACUAGUGAUGAAGAUUACCCAUGUCCUUUAAUGCAUGCAAAAGUUUUAGAUGAUACCAAUUAUGCUUGUUAUUAUAAUCCAGGUGCCGAAGAAAAACCAACAAUAGAACAAAUGGAAGCUGAAUUGAAACAAGUAGCCGAAGCAGAUUCUGAACCAGACGAUCCUGAGGCGUAUGUGCUCGAUCUACCAAUACCAGAUAGCGCUUCAAUCGAUAAUCCUGAUACUUCGGACACGUCUGAUACAUCUGAUGCAACUAAACAUUCUUAUUCUUCUAAGAAGCCUGCUGCUUCCCAUUCAGCUAAAAGCUCUACUACUAAAAAACCAAAAAACCAAACGAAACCAAUGUCAUUUCACAGGAAACCUGCUCAUAUUAAAUCACCUGCAGAAAAAGAAGGUUCCAAUGUCAUAAGAAUUAUUUUAUUAGUGCUUGGAAUACUCUUACUGAUCGGUCUCAUUUGUGGAGUUAUUUACUAUGUAAUUCGAAAAUAUCGCUGGAAUAAUUUACCACCAUCAGCGAACAUUGAAAAUGACGGCAAAAGUUCAUAUUCUGUUGAUCCAAAUCAAAGUCAGCAAUCGUUAACUGUAACAUCAGCCCACGAAACAAGCACAGAGUUAUCUAUGAAUGUACCGUUAAAACACAGACCGGCUGUUAAACUACGACCACCGGAAGGAAAUAUUCGUCAAAGUCAAAGAGUUGAUACUCGCAUGAUUUAUGACGAAGACAUGUAG